UCAGGGGGCACGCUAGCCCCACGCCGUCAGUUGUGUGGACACGUCGGCGAGAAGCGAACACUUGCGAUCACGCUCUCGGCCCCACUCGCUCGCACUCUCCGCCUCGCCAGCGCCGCCGAAGGAGUCAGCGCUCGCCGUCUCGUCAGAGUUGAGAUUUCUCUUGGUGAUUCCUCCGAGGACUGCCUUAUUGCCGGUUAAUUGAGCAGCGGCCGUGCAGGUAGUCAAGCAAGGAUCCUCCUAGGCACUAUGGACGACUUGAGACGCGAUCGUCUUGGGCAGCGACCCUACCACGAGCACACCGGGGACAACAUCUGCCCCAACAUGGUCAGGGGCAUCGACUACCUCAGGGAUCCCAGGUUGAACAAGGGCAUGGCCUUCUCCCUGGAAGAACGUCAGGUUUUGGGUCUCCACGGGCUCAUCCCCCCCCGGUUUAAGACCCAGGAGGAGCAAGUUGAUCUUUGCAAGAAGAAUAUUGAACGUUAUCAGGAGCCGCUAAACAAGUUCAUUUAUCUUGCUAGUCUUCAGGAUCGAAAUGAACGACUCUUUUACCGUCUCCUGAGUGAAAAUGUUGAAGAGUACAUGCCCAUUGUUUACACCCCAACUGUCGGCCUUGCUUGCCAGAAGUUUGGUUUGAUCUUCCGACGACCUCGUGGUCUCUUCAUUUCUAUUCAUGACAAGGGACAUGUUUAUGAUGUGUUGAGAAACUGGCCAGAACAUGAUGUUCGUGCUAUUGUGGUGACAGAUGGAGAACGUAUUCUGGGUCUGGGUGACUUGGGUGUACAGGGUAUGGGUAUUCCAGUUGGUAAAUUGUCCCUCUACACUGCUUUGGCUGGAAUCAAGCCACACCAGUGCCUGCCUAUUGUGCUUGAUGUCGGUACCAACCGUAAGGAACUUCUUGAAGAUGAAUUUUAUAUUGGUGCCCGACAUGAACGAGUGACGGGUGACUCCUAUGAUGAAUUCAUUGAUGAAUUUAUGCAUGCCGUAGUUCAGCGCUAUGGCCAGAACACACUCAUCCAGUUUGAGGACUUUGGUAACCAUAAUGCCUUCCGCUUCCUUGAGAAGUAUCGAGGAAAAUAUUGCACGUUCAACGAUGACAUUCAGGGAACAGCAUCUGUUGCCGUUGCUGGCUUGUUAGCAUCCCUGCGCAUCACUGACACAAAACUUAGUGAUCAUAAAUUCCUUUUCCAGGGAGCUGGUGAGGCCUCGCUUGGCAUUGCCAACCUGAUUGUCAUGGCCAUGGUGGAGGAAGGUGUCGAGGAGGAGGAAGCCCGUUCUAAGAUUUGGCUGGUUGACUCCCGUGGCCUGAUCGUGAAGGACCGUCCAAAGGGUGGAAUUACAGGACACAAGGAAUCGUAUGCCCACGAACAUGAACCUAUGGACGAACUGGAAGAAAUUGUGAGAGAGAUUCAACCAACUACUCUCAUCGGUGCUGCUGCUAUUGGAGGAGUGUUCACCCCACAGCUUCUACAGGAUAUGGCUUCCUUCAAUGAAAGACCAGUUAUCUUUGCUCUUAGUAACCCAACAAGCAAGGCUGAAUGCACUGCAGAGGACUGUUACCAAUAUACUGAAGGUCGAGGUGUGUUUGCAUCAGGCUCUCCCUUCGACCCCGUGACUUAUGAAGGCAGGACUUUCCACCCAGGCCAAGGCAACAAUGCAUACAUCUUCCCAGGUGUUGCUCUGGGUGUAAUCUGCACUGGAAUUCACCACAUUGAUGAUGGAAUUUUCCUCAUGGCAGCAAAGGCUCUGGCUGAUAUGGUAACUGAAGAGAAUCUUGAGCAGGGCCGCUUGUAUCCUCCUCUUACAGACAUUCAGUCUUGUUCACUGAAGAUUGCUACCUACAUUGCUGAACAUGCAUACGCGACAGGUAUUGCAUCAACAUAUCCUCAACCAGAAGACUUGACCGAGUUCAUCUCAGAACAAAUGUAUGACUAUAACUACGAUGACAAGUCUGCCAUACCAAAGACCUGGGAGUGGCCAGAUCUCUCAGAAUUUGAACCCAACCCUUAAGAAAGAAGACUACUGAAGAAAUACCAAGCUCAGUAUUGCGGAAUAUUUCUCCAUUGUUAGAUGCAUCAGCUGUGUAUGAUAACCGCAGAGCUUCAUGUGUUAAAUGUACUCCAUGUUGUUAACAAAGGAAAUUAUUUUGUUAAUUCCCAUGAUAAUAGAAAAGUUCAGAUAGUUGCAGUAACAUUAGUGGAUGAUUUUGCAUUUAACGUAUUUCCACAACUAAUCGUGAUGAAUUUUAAGAUUAAGUUAUGGAGACACAUUAAACUUAAUACCAAAUGUUAGAACUAUUUUGAUCUUAUAGGUUAUAAAGAGAUCUCACUGUGGGAGUACAUAUAGGAAAUCAAAUUUCUCUAAGUUCAGAAACUAUCUCAACUCUAUAGUUAAAAUCAGGCUGUGGGUAAAAUAGCUCAGUCUCUGGUAUGAUUAUCAUAAAGAGUUAAUAUUUAGUGCUGCUUAACAUUAUUUUUUUGUUAUCUUACUUUCUCUCUCUAUACCUUUCAUAGUUAUUUGGUGUUAGUCCCCACUCUAGUUGGAUAAAAAAGCAACUUUCUUUUUAUUUCAAAUUGUAGUUUCUUUCAGGCAAGAUCUCUAUUUUCCCUUGCAUUGGCCCAUUUUUGUAGCACACUAAAUGCCUGAUUAGGUUAUGGCCUCAGUAGUCCCAACAUUUCAUACUUUCUGUACUCUAAUGGAAAUGCAUGAGAUAGAUUCCCCCAACCCACACACAUCAAAGCAGAGAUUUUAGUUGUAUAAAUUCAAGUAUUUAUGUAUUAUUUCCAUUUUCCCAUCUGAAAAAUAGAUGCCAAAAGAUCUCCUUCCAUCUCCAACUUCAGUAUUCUCAUUGGUAAACAUCUGCUCAUUCUGCAUCAGUUCUAGGCAUUCUUGAAAAAUGAGAAUGGUUAGAUUAUCAUUAGUAUUGGUAUUAUUUGCAUCUGGCUCAUCAGCUUCCUGGUUCAAUGUGGACUUAUUUAUUUGUGUUGCUUACUUCUGUGUAGUAUUAUGAAAAAUAUAUUCUCUGUUUCUGCCAUCUCUCUUUUAAGCAUCAACUGUGUCAGGUCUCUAAAAGUCAAGAAGAAAUCUUGAAAUUGAGGAUACAUCUUGCAUUCAUUCUCAUAACAACUAUAAAGUCGUACUGUAUGUGUAUAUAUUAAGAUUAACCUGCCAGGGUUCUGCAGGUAAUCUAAUAAUCCUUAUUUUCGUAAUGGAAGCAGAGGUAAUUUGUCUUAUAUUUUUCCAGAGUGUUUGUAAAGUAUAGAUGGUAUGAUGUGCUUUGCUGACUUUUUAUACAAAGAGCCUAUUUACCAUGUAGUAAAGAGUGGACAGUGACUACCUACCACAUGAACGAUAACUACUUAUCGUUGAUGCGUAAGUUAAAGGUAAAAAAUCUCAUAACAUCAGAUUUACAAAGGAAAACAUUCAUUGAUACUUUUCUCCUCCUUUGCCCCAAGAGCUGUGACAUACUUAUUGCAUGUCACAGAAAACAAAAUUGGAAACUAUUAUGUACGUUGAUCUUGUUGAUGACUGUUAAGCAGAUGUACUUUAUUUCUUAUUUGUGUGUUAUAAAAUGUAUGUAGUCGUGCUGGUAGAAUAAACUAUAUGUAUUUUAAA
Messenger RNA from Penaeus chinensis, 3612 nucleotides. It is a transcript of the gene Men-b, whose product is annotated as NADP-dependent malic enzyme-like. The transcript has 12 exons. Gene Ontology annotation, biological process: pyruvate metabolic process; malate metabolic process. The coding region runs from base 247 to 2007 and encodes 586 amino acids. Gene Ontology annotation, molecular function: malate dehydrogenase (decarboxylating) (NADP+) activity; malate dehydrogenase (decarboxylating) (NAD+) activity; NAD binding. NCBI's taxonomy places the organism in Eukaryota, Metazoa, Arthropoda, Malacostraca, Decapoda, Penaeidae. Gene Ontology annotation, cellular component: mitochondrion. The record is from RefSeq and is a predicted model, not a curated record.